AUGGCCUGGGGGAAAGAGCCUUCGUCGUCGCCUGGAUUGCCGGAACUUAUCAUAACUGCUGAACUGCGUAAUCUCAAUGUCGACUUUACCAAGUGCAUCAACACUAUUUGUCUUUCCAAUUUUACCAUCCAGUACCGUGUUGACCUGCGUAUCAACAUCGUAGGGGGACUUGGGAGCGGGGACGGCGUCGCGGUCGAUGCUAGUCGCCGUUCGGAGAUUUUCCGACAGCUCCCCAGCCACUUUAAGCGCCUUGUCAACGUUCCUGCCGAGAUUGUAAUUAUCAUCAUCUUCACCGGUGAACGAGUAAAGCUCCCCGCCAGCCUGCCUGGCCGCACCGACGAGUUGUUGAAGAACCAUACGGACAGCGCCUCUGAGGUAUAG
Messenger RNA from Babesia ovata, 381 nucleotides. RefSeq names its product ABC-type dipeptide oligopeptide nickel transport ATPase component, putative. The record is from RefSeq and is a predicted model, not a curated record. Bases 1 to 381 code for a protein of 126 amino acids. The transcript is spliced from 2 exons. Lineage: Eukaryota; Apicomplexa; Aconoidasida; Piroplasmida; Babesiidae.